Aspergillus caelatus is the source of this 894-nucleotide messenger RNA. Its product is annotated as mitochondrial 37S ribosomal protein bS6m. The record is from RefSeq and is a predicted model, not a curated record. The transcript is spliced from 3 exons. The coding region runs from base 107 to 472 and encodes 121 amino acids. Gene Ontology annotation, biological process: translation. Gene Ontology annotation, molecular function: structural constituent of ribosome; small ribosomal subunit rRNA binding. Gene Ontology annotation, cellular component: ribosome; mitochondrial small ribosomal subunit. NCBI's taxonomy places the organism in Eukaryota, Fungi, Ascomycota, Eurotiomycetes, Eurotiales, Aspergillaceae.
GCUGAUAAGCGCCUCUACAAUCCGUUGGCCGCAAGUCGGGAAAAUCUCAUCGUCCCCAUCCCGUUAUUCUUCUCCGACGCUAUCUACCCCCACACCGAUUGCGGCCAUGUUGUACGAGCUGAUUGCCGUUGUCCGUCCGGGCAGUCUCCACGAGGUCCGAGAAAUCGCCCGUAAUGCCGGCAUUCAGGUCCUGCGCUCCGGCGGCGUAGUCCGCGGAUACACCAACUGGGGCACCUUCCGACUCCCCAAGCCCACCACAAAGCACCAGGCCAGAUACACGGAAGGUCACCACUUUAUCAUGCGCUUCGAUGCCUCCGGCCCCGUACAGAUGGCUGUCCGCAGAACCCUCGGUCUCGAUCCCCGGAUGGUUCGCUUUUCGGUGGUCAAGCUGGGCGACAAGCUUGAAGACAUCAAAGAUGUCCAGGGCAAGGUUGAGUGGAACAACGCACGCAACAUUUCCGAGUCUAUCUAAAAGAUGUCGCUUCUUUGAUUAUGGAUUGGAUGGAUGAAUUGAAGAAGAGCCGUUGUACAGCUCAUCUAGGUUGUUGAUUUACAUUCGGACAUUGCUGGUUCACUGUAUUAUUGGGAUUGAGGGUUGUAUUUUUGUACUAUCAUACCAGCAUCGCAGGCGCACAUAUAUAUAUCACUUAAUUGGGUUUCACUUUGAGGUGCCAUUCUACACCUGUCCAGAUUCUCCAUGGGCUGCUCAACAUGACACGUGACUUAGAUCAAACAGCAGCGCUAUCAUAGCCCAGUUUGAAAGGACUUCACUUUCGCUUAUUAGACUUCAUGCUAGUUUAUUACCACUAGAUGAUCAUCGCAUCCGGUCAUUUGGUUGGCAACAUGUGCUUUGCGGAAGUGGUUUCCGAUUCCUUUUGUGUCGAAUCACUCUCU